AGAGUGAACACUCCCUUUCUGGCACAGCACACACCUGUAGCCCCGUGCAGCCCCACCUCUUUUCCUGCAGACUCUCCCAAAACUUUCCAGAAACCAAACUAAACACCCUCCAGGCUCUCCCCGCUCCAAACUCUCCAGUCUCUCCAGGAUCCAUACUCCGGACCGAGCUGCAGCAUGUCGGGCAUCGCCGCCACCCUCCAGCGCCGCCGGGAGAAGGAGCAGGGCAUCGGCUCGUGCAGCCAGGCGGUGAAGUACCUGAACCAGGACUACGAGGCUCUGCGGCGGCGCUGUCUCGAGUCCGGAUCCCUCUUUAAGGACGACGCGUUCCCGGCGGAGACCUCUUCUCUGGGCUUCAAAGAGCUGGGCGCUGGCUCCUACAAGAUCCGCGGGGUUUCCUGGAAGAGACCGACGGAGUUGACCUCUGACCCCCAGUUCAUCGUCUCCGGAGCCUCCAGGACCGACAUCUGCCAGGGAGCUCUGGGUGACUGCUGGCUGCUCGCCGCCAUCGCCUCUCUGACCCUGAACCAGGAAGUUCUGGCUCGAGUCGUCCCUCAUGGACAGAGCUUCAGUAAAGGAGAGUACGCCGGGAUCUUCCACUUCCAGUUCUGGCAGUUUGGGGAGUGGGUGGACGUGGUGAUUGACGACCGUCUGCCGGUUAAAGAUGGAGAGCUGCUGUUCGUCCACUCGGCCGAGGGGAGGGAGUUCUGGAGCGCUCUGCUGGAGAAAGCCUACGCCAAGUUGAACGGCUGUUACGAGGCUCUGUCUGGAGGAUCCACCACUGAGGGGUUUGAGGAUUUCACCGGAGGAAUCGCCGAGGUCCACGAGCUCAAACGACCCGAUGCUCAGCUGUUCCACAUCAUCCAGAAAGCUCAGAGCCGCGGCUCACUGAUGGGCUGCUCCAUAGACAUCACGAGCUCGUCUGAGUCAGAGGCCGUCACCUCUCAGAAGCUGGUGAAAGGCCACGCCUACUCUGUGACCGGCACAGCUCAGGUGGAGCACCAGGGAGGAACAGAGAAGCUGAUCCGGAUCAGGAACCCCUGGGGACAGGUGGAGUGGACCGGAGCCUGGAGCGACAACUCAAUGCAGUGGCGUCAGAUCAGCUCCGAGGACCGCGAGCGUCUGAGUCAUCGCUCCGAGGACGGAGAGUUCUGGAUGUCUUUCGCCGACUUCCUGCGACAUUACGACCGUCUGGAGAUCUGCAACCUGACGCCCGACGCCCUGAGCGACGACACCGUCUCCAAGUGGGCGUUGUCCAAGUUCGACGGGAGCUGGAGGCGCGGAUCCACCGCCGGAGGCUGCAGGAACUACCCAGACACGUUCUGGACCAACCCUCAGUUUGUGAUCCAUUUGGAGGAGGAAGACGACGACCCGGGCGACGGCGAGGUCGGCUGCAGCUUCCUGGUCGGUCUGAUCCAGAAGAACCGGCGCCGCGCCCGGAAGCUGGGGGAGGACAUGCACACGGUCGGCUUCGCCAUCUACCAGGUUCCUGAUGAGUUCCGCGAUCAGAGGAACGUCCACCUGAAUAAGAACUACUUCCUGCGUCACGCCUCAGCCGCUCGCUCCGAGACGUUCAUCAACCUGAGGGAGGUGUGCAGUCGCUUCUGUCUGCCGCCCGGAGAAUACCUGAUCGUUCCGUCUACCUUCGAACCGCACAAGAACGGAGACUUCUGCGUCCGUGUCUUCUCCGAGAAACAGGCCAACUUUCAAGAGAUGGACGACCCCGUCGAGAGCAGAGUGGAGACGAUUGAGAUCGAUGAAGACGAUGUGGACGAUCGGUUCAGAAAACUGUUUGGACAGCUGGCAGGAGGGGACUGUGAGAUUUCCUCCUAUGAGCUGCAGAAGAUCCUCAACCGAGUGGUGACCAAACGUUCUGACAUUAAGACCAGUGGCUUCAGCAUCACAACGUGUCGUAACAUGGUCAACAUGUUGGACAAAGACGGCAGCGGUAAACUGGGUCUGCUGGAGUUCAAAGUGCUGUGGACCAAAAUCGAGAGCUACCUGAGUGUUUACCGUCAGAAGGACGUGGAUAAUUCGGGGGCGAUGAGCUCCACAGAGAUGAGGAUGGCUGUGGAGGAAGCUGGUUUCAGUCUGAACAACGCGCUGCAUCAGAUCCUGGUGGCUCGCUACAGCGAACAAGAUCUCACCGUCGACUUCGACAACUUUGUGGGCUGUCUGGUUCGCCUGGAGACCAUGUUCAACACCUUCUACACGCUGGACAAAGAUAAGUCAGGAAGCGUGGAGCUCAGCAUGAUGGAGUGGCUGAACGUGUCCAUGCUGUGAGGAUCCAGAACCAGAACCGGAUCAGGGCUGAGAUAUAGUCCGGGUGCUGACUGAAGAUUGUUUACAUGUUGAUUAUUAAUCAUGAAGGAGAGCGAUAUUUUAUUAUAUCAAAUAAUAAAGCAAGAAAAACCCCAAUAGAAGCCUUGGAGUCAGACUAUGAAUAAGAAACAGAAUUAUUCCCAGAACAAUCUUUGAUUAAUGAAUGGUAGUGAAGGAGAAUAUUCAGCUAUUAAAAGACAUCCGGAUGUUCUGUCCGGUUGGUUCUUUGUUCUCAGUCUGAUGUCAUGAAGUGGUGUAUGUAUGACGUAUGCCAUUAUUGGCGUGUUAUGAAGACGCAUACUCAAUUUUUAUCAUUGACUUACGUUACCUUGCGAUUGCGUGUGAAUUUAUGCCGUAGCGAGUAGUAUGAAAGGGACGAAAAUCAGGACUUGUCACGUUUCCUAAACCCAACCAUAGCCUCGCGACACGCCACGUGGCUUUAGAAAGUGGCGUGUAUGUUGAGGCUGUGACGUUGCUGACUGCUGUCUGCGGUAUACAGCGUAGACAUACACACACAGCUCAAAAUGCGUCCAGAUAACACACGCCACUUGGCUUUAGAAAGUUGUGUAUGUUUACGCGAAGUCAUGAUAUCACGUUGUUGUUCUUAUCAGAAAUGUGUAGAAGCAUCUUUAUCAUAACCUCCGUUUCACAUCAACUCCUGGAAAUAACCAGAGGAACUUUCUCUACGUGCUGAGGUUAGAGACUUCAAAGACAUUCUUAUGACGCUUUUUCAAAUGUUUGACACAUUUUAACACUAAAUAAAUAAAAUAAAAGAGAGAAAUGUGAGAAUGAUCUCAGUUUUUCCUCCACUUUAACCCCCGAGUUUAACUUCUCCUAUGAAGAUAUUUGUAUUAAUAUAUUCUUACAACUUUAUUAUUAAAUGAUCUGUUUAUUCAGCCGACUAACACAACUGUUAUGAAGUUAAAAAGCUGUUAUAACAUGUUUAUAUCCACGAUGAACAGACUAUUCUGUGUUUACUAUUUAGCUUCACACCUGAUGCCUUAAUAAUAAUCUGUUAAUAAAGACAAAGAAGUAAA
This is a messenger RNA of Sander lucioperca (pikeperch), 3356 nucleotides long. Its product is annotated as calpain-2 catalytic subunit-like. Gene Ontology annotation, biological process: proteolysis. The coding region runs from base 175 to 2280 and encodes 701 amino acids. Gene Ontology annotation, molecular function: calcium-dependent cysteine-type endopeptidase activity; calcium ion binding. The record is from RefSeq and is a predicted model, not a curated record. NCBI's taxonomy places the organism in Eukaryota, Metazoa, Chordata, Actinopteri, Perciformes, Percidae. Gene Ontology annotation, cellular component: cytoplasm. The transcript has 21 exons.